CAGGAUCGAAUCAGACCAGAUCAGAAGCUGCAGGCGCCAAACUUUUAACGUGUAAAAAAGUAAGUAAACUCGACGCCUAGUAGUUUGCACCCCGUUGCUUCAUCUCCAUCCGCCUCAUAAAGUCCAAUUAUUACACCCUCAAUUCUCUACAAACGCCAUCGCCUUCUCUUUCCUGUCGUUCGAUCCAACCUCAGACAAUGGCCAAGAGGAGAACCAAGAAGCGCACCCAUGUCGGCGCAAGCAACCCCGAGUCCAACGCUGUAAGUCUCGGCCAUGCCAGCACCAAAGACCCCAAGAGCAUGGUCAUUCGCAUGGGCGCAGGUGAGGUCGGUUCCAGUAUCAGUCAAUUGGCCAAAGAUGUCCGUCUGGUCAUGGAGCCUGGAACUGCCAGUCGGUUGAAGGAGCGUCGCGCAAACCGACUACGAGACUAUGUCACCAUGGCCGGCCCCCUUGGUGUCACACAUCUCAUGCUCUUCUCCAGAUCAGAGUCUGGCAACACCAACCUGCGCGUCGCCGUCGCUCCGAGAGGCCCGACCCUCCAUUUCCGCGUCGACAAGUACUCCCUGUGCAAAGACGUGAGGAGGGCGCAGCGCCACCCCCGAGGAGGCGGCAACGAAUACCUCACCCCCCCUCUGCUCGUCAUGAACAACUUCAUCACCCCAGACAACGACUCCUCCUCCAAUGUACCCAAGCACCUCGAGUCUCUCACCACCACCGUCUUCCGCUCCCUCUUCCCUCCAAUCAACCCUCAACAGACGCCCAUCAAGUCCAUUCGUAGGGUUCUGCUGCUUAACCGAGAGCCCAAGGAGGACGGCAGCUUCGUCCUCAACUUCCGACACUACGCCAUCACGACCAAGGCUGCUGGCCUGUCCAAGCCCUUGAGGAGGCUCAAUGCUGCCGAGAAGCUGCUCAACGCCAAGAAGACAAGAAAGGGUGGUGUCCCCAACCUGGGCAAGCUGGAAGAUAUCGCCGACUAUAUGAUUGGUGGCGAGGAUGGUAACGGCUACAUGACCGAUGGCACGAGCGAUGACAGCGAGAUGGAGGAAGACAACCAAGUCGAGGUUCUCGACACGGCUACACGAAAGGUCCUCUCACAGAAGGCACGUGCCGCAGCCUUGGAGAACGGCCACGAGGACGGACAAGGCCACGAGAGCAAUGUCAGAAGGCGAGCUGUCAAGCUGGUCGAGUUGGGUCCGCGCAUGAAGCUGCGCAUGACCAAGGUUGAAGAGGGCAUCUGUAGUGGAAGAGUCAUGUGGCACGAACAUAUCCACAAGUCCAAGCAAGAGAUCCAGGAGCUGGAGAAGCGUUGGGAACAAAAGUCUAGAGAGAAGGAGGCACGCCGGAAACAGCAAAAGGAGAACGUGGAUCGUAAGAAGAAGGAGAAGCCUGCCAAAGGCAGCAGCAAGGCAGAAGGCGAGGAGGAGGAUGAUGAGGACGAGAAGAUGGACUACGACGGCUACAACAGUGAUCUUUUUGACGACAUGAUGGAGGAAGACGAGGUCGAUAGCGAAGGAUUGGCUGGAGAUGCAGAGGAGGCUAAUGCUGCGCGCAAGGAAAUGGAAGAACAUGACUGGGAAGAUGACGAGUAGUCUCGGGCCAACCUGCAUUGGAAGAUGGGGGGAUGCUGGCUCUCUGCAUUACAUUUGGCGUUUGGCGUUUAGUUGACCGUGGGCAAUGUAGGUUUCUUCAUGAAUCUACCACCAAGUUCUCAGUACCCUUUCCUGGGUGCGGAUUAUGAUACCCUGUCAAUGAUACUCUGUCGAUACAUACAACACAUAUCAAACU
Molecule: messenger RNA, 1785 nt
Organism: Truncatella angustata
Lineage: Eukaryota; Fungi; Ascomycota; Sordariomycetes; Amphisphaeriales; Sporocadaceae
Product: Brix domain-containing protein
Exons: 1
Coding region: 198-1589 (463 amino acids)
Biological process (GO): rRNA processing; ribosomal large subunit assembly
Cellular component (GO): preribosome, large subunit precursor
Molecular function (GO): rRNA binding
Source: RefSeq, a predicted model, not a curated record